CACGGGCUGGCUGACGUCAUCACGGGUAUCCCGGGAAUGCCAGGGCAUUGCGUGGCAUCGUGGGUGUCCCAGGAAUGCCGAGGCAGUGGGACACGGGCUGGCAUUGCAGCUGUCCUGGGAAUGUUGGGACAGUGGGAUCACCUUGGGAUGGUGGGAUCACUGUAUGCGAUGGUGGCGUCACUCCUUGGAAUGAUGGGAUCAUUCCAUGGGAUGGCAGGAAAACAUCUUGGAAUGGCGGGGUCACUCCUUGGAAUUGGGGGGUUACUCCUUGGAAUGGCAGGAUCAUUCCUUGGGAUGGUGGGAAAGGUCCUUGGAAUGGCAGGUUCACUCCAUGGGAUGGUGGGAUCACUCCAUGGGAUGGUGGGAUCACUCCAUGGGAUGGUGGGAAAACUUGGAAUGGUGGGAUCACUCCUUGGGAUGGUGGGAAAACCACUUGGAAUGGGAGAAUCUCUCCUUGGGAUGGCGGGAUCACUCCUUGGAAUUGGGGGAUCACACCAUGGAAUUGGGGAGGUCACCCAUUGGAAUGGGGGGGAUCACUCCUUGGAAUGAUGGGAAAAAACCUUGGAAUUAUGGGACAUGACUCAUUAGAAUGGCAGGAAAACUUCUUGGAAUGGCGGGAUCCCUCCUUGGGAUGGCAGGAAAACUUGGAAUGGUGGGGUCGCUCCUUGAAAUGGGGGGAUCACUCCACUGGAUAGUGGAAAAACUUCUUGGAAUGGUGGGAUCACUCCAUGGAGUGGCAGGAUCACUCCCUGGGAUGGAGGGAUCGCUCCUUAGAAUUGGGGGAUCAUUUUUUGGGAUGGAGGGGGGAUCAGUCCCUGGAAUGGAGGGCGUCACUCCUUGGAAUUGAGGGAUCACUCCAUGGAAUGGUGGGAAAACCUCUUGGAAUGGGGGAAUCGCUCCAUAGAAUGGGGGGAUCACUCCAUGGAUUGGUGGAUUGGUGGGAUCACUCCUUGGGAUGGCAGGAAAACUUCUUGGGAUGGAGAAAUCACUCCUUGGGAUGGGGGAUCACUCCUUGGGAUGGGGGAUCACUAAAGCACAGACAAACGACUUUCCAACUAAUUAAAGCUGGAAAGAAGGGUGUUUAUUACAACAUGGGCACGAGCAGAAUAUUGGAAUUAUUUCCCAAAGCCAUUCGUGGGCAGUCGCAGACUCCUGCUCCCUGUUUAUCCAAAAAUGCUUUACAUAUUCACGCGGUUUUUAAGGACACAUAAUGCAUAUUCAUUACCUGUAUUAUAAUCAGCUGAAUAUUCAUUAGGGCUGCAUAAUUGUUCUCCCUUAAUUGGGGUCGGUGGGGUUUUGAAAUGAGGGAUGGGCGUACGGGAGGAAGAAAAAUCAUCUUCCUCACUGAACUCUUCGCCCAUGGCCAGUCGGACCUUUUGGCCUGCUGGUCACAGUCUAAGUCUGUCCUAACUCUUGGAUUAUUCUUAAAACCAGGAUUUUUAUGGCUCCUGCCCUUUUACCAUGCUCCAUCCAUCCCCGUCGCUGGGAAUUUUAUUUUUCCUGAUAUUUUUGUUACUCUUUAACCAGAGUACGCGAUUCCUGCUAGCGACAUUUCUGACUUAACUCCUUAAUUUAUUUAAAACUUGAACUGAAACAUGCAGUAUUUUACUGUCUUAAUUAUAGUUCCAGCCAGCUCCUGGACUCAUCUGCACUUUUCAAUUAGCCUAAUUACACUUCCAGCUGGCCCCUGGACUCAUCAUGCCUUGGAAUGGGGGGAUCACUUUUCCCACAUUUUCCUCCUUUCUUCCUUUUCCAUUUUCCCUGUUGUUCUCCCUGCUGUCAUCCCAAUUUUCCCUAUUAUUUUCCCUGUUGUUAUCCCUGUUUUCCCUAUUGUUUUUCCUGUUGUCUUCCCUGUUGUUAUCCCAGUUUUCCUUGUUAUUUUCCCUGUUGUUAUCCUGAUUUUCCCUGUUGUUUUCCCUGUUGUUAUCCCGAUUUUCCCUGUUAUUUUCCCUGUUAUUUUCCCUGUUGU
This is a messenger RNA of Zonotrichia albicollis (white-throated sparrow), 1969 nucleotides long. NCBI's taxonomy places the organism in Eukaryota, Metazoa, Chordata, Aves, Passeriformes, Passerellidae. The record is from RefSeq and is a predicted model, not a curated record.